UUUGUUCUUGGCAAACAACAGAAACAAUUGCUGCCGCUUUUUGAUAAGUGGUGUUCCUUACCGCUGCUUGUACUUCUGUUAUUUUGAUCGAUUUAAAAGCAGCAACUAUAAAACGCGGCAGCAACGUCAGUAAAGGUAAAGACAGCAACUUGAACACAGAAGCAAGAUGGUUCUUUCUCGUUGCCUGCUGAUCCUGGCUGCACUACUGCUAACGUCCUUAUCCGUCCAAGCGCAGAUCCUGCCCCGUGGGCAUUGCCGCCCCACCUUAAUCAGAGUGCAAGUGGGUGGGUCUGUCUGCAUGCGCAUCUGCUACCACCGGGACUACCGCGGACCGCCGGUCCUCUGCCGUCGCGUCGCCAAAGAGGGAGUGGUGCCCGUCUGCGGCAACGGUUGUUGCCUCAGCGGUCCCAACUGCAUGCAGCAGUUCUACACCUAAAGUCGGCUGUAAACGAUGCAAGAAAAGCAUUGAAAGAAAAGCAUUUGAGGAACAAGCACUUCACAAUCU
This is a messenger RNA of Drosophila suzukii, 505 nucleotides long. RefSeq lists its product as uncharacterized. The record is from RefSeq and is a predicted model, not a curated record. NCBI's taxonomy places the organism in Eukaryota, Metazoa, Arthropoda, Insecta, Diptera, Drosophilidae.